Messenger RNA from Drosophila arizonae, 2875 nucleotides. RefSeq names its product beta-mannosidase. Gene Ontology annotation, biological process: glycoprotein catabolic process. Gene Ontology annotation, molecular function: beta-mannosidase activity. The record is from RefSeq and is a predicted model, not a curated record. NCBI's taxonomy places the organism in Eukaryota, Metazoa, Arthropoda, Insecta, Diptera, Drosophilidae.
AUAAAUCGUGGCAGUCGUUGUGUCAAAACAAAAGAUGAGGGGCUGGCUACUUGGGGAAGCUGGUGACACCGAUUACGGUAAAUUGCUCAGAUUUGGACUGCUGCUCCACCUGUUGAUGGGGACGCGGGUCAAAGGCGACGCUGUCGAAAUUAUCGUGCUGGGCACUAAUUGGAGUAUAUCUAAUCAGAAUGGGUCUUUCACCCUACCUGCUAAUCAGACACUGCCCUCUGGCAUAUACAGUGCCUUCCACCGGACCCUCGCUGUGCCCAAUGUGUUGGAUGCGUACAACGAUGUGGAUCUCCGUUGGAUGGCCUACGACAAUUGGACAUAUACAAACAAGUUCAAGUUUGAUGUGGAUCACUAUAAGCGCGUACGCUGCUUUAAUCUGACCUUCCAUGGUGUGGACACGGUAGCCGAGAUUCGGCUGAAUCGUCAGCUCUUGGGACGCACAGACAAUAUGUUUGUGCGCUACUCGUACGACGUGAGUAAGCUCCUGGAGAGGGACAAUGUGCUGGAGGUGGAAAUCAAAUCGCCCGUGUGGGCAGCUCUAGCUAGGGCGCGAGCUCUGGACGCCGCAAAUCGCAGUGUGCCUCCAGCCUGUCCGCCAGAGCGUUAUCAUGGCGAGUGCCAUGUGAAUAUGCUGCGCAAGAUGCAGGCGAGCUUUGCAUGGGACUGGGGACCGGCGGUGCCUUCAAUGGGCCUAUGGAAGAGCGUGCAGUUGGAGAUGUACGAGGUGGCCUUAUUACGUGACGUCGACGUGGACAUCAGUCGCAACGAAACACACUGGAACAUGCACAUUAGCUGCUUUAUGGACACCAAAGGCAAAGAGAAUUUUUAUGCUCAACUAGUCUUCUAUGCCGUCGAGCUACUGAACCAGACCGUGGUCAUCGACACAUACACCUCCAAGCCGAUCAGCUACUUGGCACCCGUAAUUGUCUUUGAUCAGGCUGUGCCAAUUGAGGAAGUCGUUGCCUGGUGGCCCAAUGGCUAUGGCGAUCAGAAGCUCUAUCCGCUGCACUUUACACUGAACGCCUGGCUGGAUCCAUCUGGACCGGAAGUGCGUGCCAAGACCAUGUCCCAGAAGUCGCUGCGCGUUGGCUUUCGCACAUUGGAGCUAAUUGAGCGGCCGGCACCGGAUGGUCGAGGCAACACAUUUCUGUUUCGCGUCAACGGCCUGGAGAUUUUCAUGAAGGGCAGCAACUAUAUACCAUCUCACAUAUUGCCAGAGCAACAAAGCCCAGAAAGAAUUGCCUACCUUCUGGAAUCGGCCAAGGAAGCGCAUAUGAAUAUGAUACGUGUAUGGGGUGGCGGUGUUUACGAAUCGGACUAUUUCUACGAUAUGGCCGACAGUCUGGGCAUACUCAUUUGGCAGGAUAUGAUGUUCGCCUGUGCCAUGUACCCAACGACGCCCGAAUUUCUGGCCUCGGUGAGCGAAGAGGUGCGCCAGAAUGCCAAGCGCCUGUCCCAUCACGCAAGCAUUGCCAUUUUUGCUGGCAACAAUGAGAAUGAGGCGGCUCUCGUGCAGAACUGGUAUCACACGUAUCACGAUAUCGAUCGCUUCAAGGCCGAAUACCGCGAGCUGUACCUGGGCACUGUUAUACACGAGCUGAAGAUCGUCUCACACAACGGCCGCCCCGAGCCGUUGGUGUCCUCGCCGUCGAAUGGCAAGGCAAGCGAGAGAGACAACUACAUAUCGGAGAAUCCACAGGAUAACCACAAUGGAGAUGUGCACUUCUAUGACUACUUUAAGGAUGCUUGGGAUCCAAAUAUUUACCCGCGACCACGCUUCGCGAGUGAGUAUGGAAUUCAAUCGCUUCCCGGAUCCUAUGCUUGGGAGCGUACCAAAGGAAAUGACAACGAUCUGGCACAAGUCAUGGGCCAUCGACAGCACCAUCCACUUGCAAUGGUCCCCAUAACCACCCAAUUGCAUCAGCAUUUGCCGCUCCCCUUGCCCGAGGACAAAGACUACGACGAGGCGCUAAUCUACUUCAGUCAAAUAUCGCAUGCCAUGGCCACCAAGGUGGAGACGGAGCUAUAUCGCACCCUGCGCGAUACGGAGCACAAUACCAUGGGUGCACUCUACUGGCAGCUAAAUGAUGUGUGGGUAGCUCCUUCGUGGUCUGGCAUCGAUUUUUUUGGUAACUGGAAGCUGCUGCACUAUUGGGCUCGGGAUUUUCUUGCUCCCGUUGCCAUUGUGGCGCUCUACGAUAGGCCUACGAAGUCUCUAAACAUCUCAUUGGUCUGUGACGAGCCAUCCAUCGAUACCAAGAAUUUGAACGUGGUUGCCCACAUUCAUCUGUGGUCGCAGCUCAUGCCGCGCAACUCGAGCACCUGGGCAGUCACUCUGCGGCCCAAUGGAGUACAGUAUGACAAGAUCAUACCAAUAAAGGAUCUGUUGCAGGGUGAUUUCAAUGAGCACAACGCCUAUCUGGAGUUUCAGCUGAGACGUGGCGAAACUCAACUCUCACGCACCUACUUCUUUCCUACCAACAUUGCCAGUGCUGUGGGAAUUAAAGAUCCGGAGCUAGAGUUCGAGUUCACGUCGAAAAUAUGCGUGGAUACCCCCAGCGGCAAGCGGAACAGCCUCAGCAUUGCCAUCACCGUGAAGUAUCCAGCGGUAUUCGUUUACCUGGAACUGCAGCUGCCUUAUCGGUACAGGUUGUCCGAGAAUGGCUAUAUGCAGACCACGCCCAUUCAUGUGGUGCAUGUGAUCAUCGAGACCAACACCUGCAUACGCAUCUGGCGCAAGUCGAACUUUAAUAUCUGGACCGUGAAUCAGUUUAUGCAUUAGCUCUGGGGCAUAUACUUUUCAAGUUUAAUGUAACAUUUAUAAAUAACUUAACAAAUAAACAAAUCAAUAAAUAUAGUAGAAAUA